AUGUCGGAAUUCAAAACACCAGUUAAAAGUCGCAAACCAUUAGAAGCAAACGAGAAAAUAACUAUUCCUCCAUCGCCGUUUUUAAACAGGCUCGGUUAUGGCACAGGUGUGUCAGUCAUGCAAUUAGUGAGAUCGCCAAGAGCAGGACAAAUUCGUUCGCCAUGGGCCUUAAAAAUGUUGAAUAAACGCGUGAAACCUAAUCGUGUUUACACCGAUCGUCUUCAAGCCGAAGCAGAGCUUUUACAGCGAAUGUCUCAUCCUAACAUCGUAGGAUUUAGGGCAUUCAGUAAGUCAAAGAUAUUGUACUUGGGGAUGGAAGCCUGCGACUUGUCACUCGGGGAUAUGAUUGAAAAGAAGGUUGAGGAUGAUUGCGAGCCGUUUUCACAGAAGCAGAUAUUAAAGGUAGCUUUAGACAUAGGCAAAGCAUUGGACUACCUGCACACCAAGAUGCAAAUUCUUCACGGAGACAUGAAGUCAUAUAAUAUUCUGGUUAACGGUGACUUUGUUACCUGCAAGUUGUGUGACUUUGGAGUCACUCUACCACUCGACGAGAACGGAGUGUUUGAUAAGGAAAAUGCUGGAAAUGCCUUGUAUUUUGGUACGGAAGCAUGGAGUGCCCCGGAAGUAAUUAACGGAGGGACAAUUACUAACAAAACAGAUAUUUGGUCGUUCGGACUCACUCUAUGGGAGAUGAUGGCACUCAUGCCUCCACACUCUGCUAUUGACGAAAGUGGAGCUAGUUUGGACGAUGAAAGCUUUGAUGAGAGUAUGGACUAUUUUAAUGACAAAUACGGCACACGUCCAGACAUACCAGCCAACAUAUCUCCAGAAACAUAUUCAAGUGCUCUAACAAUUUUCUUCUGUUGCACUGAAACAAAUCCGUCUUCCCGACCGUCGGCACAACACCUUGUAGAGGUCGUUGAACAUUUCACAUCUAAUUUGACGUGACUCUGUCUAAUAUGUAUGAGACUAUAAAUACAAACUGUAUUAGAAUUAUUGUAAACAUUUAUUUGGUAACAAGCUUUAGAUAUAAAAUGUUACAAAUAAAGAUAUACUUGACGUA
This is a messenger RNA of Melitaea cinxia (Glanville fritillary), 1063 nucleotides long. RefSeq names its product lymphokine-activated killer T-cell-originated protein kinase-like. Gene Ontology annotation, biological process: protein phosphorylation. Gene Ontology annotation, cellular component: cytoplasm. Gene Ontology annotation, molecular function: ATP binding; protein serine/threonine kinase activity. Lineage: Eukaryota; Metazoa; Arthropoda; Insecta; Lepidoptera; Nymphalidae. Bases 1 to 948 code for a protein of 315 amino acids. The record is from RefSeq and is a predicted model, not a curated record. The transcript is spliced from 5 exons.